AUGGGCACCCUGAUCGACCGUUUCGAGGAACAUGACGGCCCCGUGAGAUCGGUUGCUUUCCAUCCGACACAGAAUAUCUUCGUCAGUGGAGGAGAUGAUUAUAAAAUUCGGUUGUGGUCUCUGCAAAGUCGCAAGAGCAUUGCUGUUCUAUCAGGCCACCUUGACUAUGUCCGAACUGUUUCUUUUCAUCACGAACUACCUUGGAUUCUGUCAUGCUCUGACGACCAAACAAUUCGAAUUUGGAACUGGCAAAAUCGAAGUCUCAUUGCUACUUUGACCGGACAUAACCAUUAUGUUUGGUGCGCCCAAUUUCACCCCAAAGAAGAUUUGAUCGUAUCCGCCUCCCUCGACCAGUCUGUACGUGUUUGGGACAUCUCUGGCUUGCGUAAGAAACACUCGGCACCGACCUCAAUGAACUUUGAAGAUCAGAUGGCUAGGGCAAAUAGUCAAGCAGACAUGUUUGGUAACACCGAUGCCGUUGUCAAAUUUAUUCUUGAAGGUCAUGACCGAGGUGUCAACUUUUGUGCAUUCCACCCAACGCUUCCACUGAUUGUCUCAGCUGGCGACGAUCGACUAGUUAAGCUGUGGAGAAUGAGCGAUACCAAAGCUUGGGAGGUUGACACAUGCCGUGGCCAUUUCCAGAACGCUUCAGCGUGUAUCUUCCAUCCUCACCAAGAUCUCAUCCUCUCCGUCGGCGAAGACAAGACCAUACGUGUUUGGGACCUUAACAAGCGGACCUCAGUGCAAUCAUUCAAGCGUGAUCUCGACAGAUUCUGGGUUAUAGCUGCCCACCCGAAGAUUAAUCUUUUCGCAGCGGGCCAUGAUACUGGUGUAAUGGUGUUCAAGCUGGAAAGGGAACGUCCAGCACAUACUCUUCACCAGAAUCAACUUUUCUAUAUCACGAAGGAGAAACACGUGAAAUCAUACGACUUCACGAAGAACACCGAAUCUCAACCCUUGCUUUCUCUUCGCAAACUUGGCGCGCCAUGGGUUCCUUUGAGGACAGUUUCUUAUAACCCCGCCGAACGUGCCAUCCUGGUUACUACCCCUGCCGAGAAUGGCACCUAUGAGCUUAUUCAUUUACCUCGUGAUGGUACGGGUGCUGUUGAACCAACAAAUUCAUUGCGUGGGCAAGGAAACUCGGCUGUAUUUGUCGCCCGAAACCGAUUUGCAGUUUUCAACCAAGCCAACCAGACCGUCGAUAUUAAGGAUUUGAGCAACUCAACCACCAAAUCUAUCAAAACCCCAGCUGGCACCACAGAUAUCUAUUUCGGUGGCUCUGGUGCUUUACUCUUCAUCACACCGACCUCUGUCGUCUUGUUCGACAUCCAACAAAAGAAGCAGUUGGCCGAACUUGCUGUGUCUGGCGUUAAAUAUGUUGUUUGGUCAAAUGAUGGUCUACAUGCAGCACUGCUCAGCAAACACAAUGUCACCAUUGUUACAAAGAAUCUUCAACAACUCAGCUCCAUUCAUGAGACGAUCCGUAUCAAGAGUGCCACCUGGGAUGACUCUGGCAUUCUGUAUUACUCCAGUCUCAACCAUAUUAAAUUCUCAUUGUUGAACGGUGACAAUGGCAUCAUCCGCACCCUGGAGCAGACUGUCUACCUGGUAAAGGUAAAGGGUCGACAUGUCUAUUGCCUUGACCGCAACGCAAAGCCACAGAUAUUCGAAAUUGACCCCACGGAGUUCCGUUUCAAGAGCGCAUUGGUAAAGAGGAAUUAUGACGAAAUGCUUCAUCUUAUCAAAACCUCCAGCUUGGUAGGUCAAAGUAUCAUUUCAUAUCUCCAGAAGAAAGGAUACCCAGAGAUUGCUUUGCAGUUUGUUCAAGACCCUCAAACUCGUUUCGAAUUGGCCAUUGAGUGUGGCAACUUGGAGGUUGCUAUCGAGACAGCCAAGGAGAUUGACCGUCCUAAACUGUGGAGUCGUUUAGCCACUGAGGCACUGGCUCACGGCAACCACCAGACUGUUGAAAUGACAUACCAAAAACAGAGACUGUUUGACAAACUCUCCUUCUUGUAUCUCUCAACAGGAGACCAGGAGAAGCUUUCAAGGAUGGCUAAGAUUGCCACACAUAGGUCUGACUUCACAUCUCGUUUCCAAAAUGCGAUCUAUAGGGGCGAUGUCGAAGACAGGAUUGAAAUGUUUAAGGAAGUCGAUAUGUAUCCCCUCGCUUAUGUCACUGCCAAAGCUCACGGAUUGACUGAAGAAGCCGAGUCUAUUCUAGAAACCUGUGGCUUGACUGAGGACCAAAUUAAGUUGCCCACUAUUGGUGAGACGCUUCGAACACCACUACCUAUUGUUUCUACGUUCAAGGCAAACUGGCCCACAAAAACUGCUGGUCAUUCUGCCUUUGAGAAGGCCCUUCUUGGUGAAGUCGGUGGUGUUGAUGAAGAAGAGACACCGCUUGACGUUGAGGAAGAAGAUGAGGCGGCGGUGGCAGCAGCAGGCCAGGAUUUGCUCGAGGAAGAGGAAGAAGAUGUUGGUGGAUGGGACAUGGGUGAUGAGAUCAAUGUUGAAGAAGAAAAUGACUUCGUCAAUGUCGAAAGUGCGGAUGCCGGAGCCUCAAUUUCAGAGGCUGACAUUUGGGCUCGAAACUCGCCAUUGGCCGCGGACCACGUGGCAGCAGGGUCCUUCGACACCGCUAUGCAACUUCUCAAUCGUCAAGUUGGUGCUGUUCACUUCGAGCCUCUCAAGCCAAGAUUCAUGGAGAUUUACACCGCCUCGAAGACAUACUUACCUGCCUCCACUGGGUUGCCUCCAUUAGUAAAUUACGUUCGGAGAACAGUGGAUGAGACAGACUCACGCAAAGUUCUUCCCAUUAUUCCUCGAGACCUUGAGACUAUUGCCAGCGUGGAUUUGCAAGAAGGGUAUGCUGCGAUGCGGUCUAAUAAACUUGAGGAUGGCGUUAAGAUCUUCAAACGCAUCUUACAUACAUUGCUCGUCAACGUGGUUUCUUCCGAAAGCGAGGUAGAACAAGCGAAAAAGAUAAUUAACACUGCCAGAGAAUAUAUCCUCGCCAUGUCGAUUGAGCUUGCACGCCGUGCACUUCCCACGGAUACACCGGAGAAUCUGAAGCGAUCGCUCGAACUUUCGGCAUAUUUCACUAUCCCUAAGUUAGAGGUCGCGCAUCGCCAGCUAGCUCUCAUGGCCGCGAUGAAGUUGGCAUUCCAGAAUAAGAAUUAUUCAUCCGCCUUGAGUUUUGCCAACCGAAUGAUUGCCAACGGUGGUUCGCCGAAACUGCUAGAACAAGCUAAGAAGAUUAAAACCCAAUGCGAACGCAACCCGCACGACAAGAUUGAAGUGGACUUUGACCAAUUUGCGGAUUUCGAAAUUUGCGCAGCAUCUUAUACGCCAAUCUACGGCGGAUCUCCCAGUGUAUCGGAUCCUUAUACCGGAGCUAAGUAUCAUGAACAAUAUAAAGGAUCCGUGUGUCGCAUCUCGGAAGUAACCGAAAUCGGUGCACCUGCUAGUGGUUUACGGCUUUUCGUGUCGGGUUUGUAA
Molecule: messenger RNA, 3501 nt
Organism: Talaromyces atroroseus
Lineage: Eukaryota; Fungi; Ascomycota; Eurotiomycetes; Eurotiales; Trichocomaceae
Exons: 10
Coding region: 1-3501 (1166 amino acids)
Biological process (GO): retrograde vesicle-mediated transport, Golgi to endoplasmic reticulum; intracellular protein transport; intra-Golgi vesicle-mediated transport
Cellular component (GO): COPI vesicle coat
Molecular function (GO): structural molecule activity; protein binding
Source: RefSeq, a predicted model, not a curated record